AUGAAGGACGGCAUGUUCUUUGCAUUUGAUUUUGGCGGAGGAACACUUGACACGACCGUCUUUGAAAAGAAAGGAAAGCACAUCAAGUUCAUUGGUAUACAUGGCAAUCAGCAUCUUGGGGGUCUAGAUAUCGACAAUAAAUUUGUGGAGUACGUGAUCAGCAAAUGGGAAGCAGAUUUUCCAACUGAAAUGGCCAACCUUUUUAUUGAACAAAAGAAAGACACAUUUGGUUCAAAAAACAUGAAAAGAAAACGACGUAGAGUGUUGAAACAAAUAGUCGAGAAGGCAAAAAUUUCACUUUCCACUUUAAACUGUGUUACUGUCGAAUAUGAAAAUUAUUCACUUGCUGUUACACGUAAGGACUUUGAAAUGUGUUGCUCUGAUUUAUUCAAUGAGUGUAUGAAGACAGUCAAAGACACUUUAAAUCUUCCAAAAGUACAAGCCAAACCACAACAAAUAAGUAAAGUCGUUUUAGUGGGUGGAAGUUCACAAAUACCAAAAAUAAGAAACAUGUUAACAGACUACUUUGGAGAAGGAAAGGUGUGCUGCUCUGAAAAUUGUUACACCGUAGUGGCAAAUGGAGCCUGCCAAUGCUUCCGACGAAGUGUGUUCGAGUAUCAAAAUUGCGAUAGAUGA
Entamoeba invadens IP1 is the source of this 636-nucleotide messenger RNA. RefSeq names its product heat shock protein, putative. Gene Ontology annotation, molecular function: misfolded protein binding; ATP binding; ATP-dependent protein folding chaperone. The coding region runs from base 1 to 636 and encodes 211 amino acids. Gene Ontology annotation, biological process: cellular response to unfolded protein; protein refolding. Gene Ontology annotation, cellular component: cytoplasm. The transcript has a single exon. Lineage: Eukaryota; Evosea; Mastigamoebida; Endamoebidae. The record is from RefSeq and is a predicted model, not a curated record.